UUCGUUUAUGACACAAGCAGGGAGAGAGAGGGACGAGUGAGGCUGCUGGGAGGUAGAAAGUCUGUCAUACGGAGCAGUGACAUCACAGAAGCAUGGAAACUUCUGUCCUGAAACUCAGUGAGGAACAAGUGAAAGACUUGGGAAAAGCUUGGACUCCAACCAACAAGCUGGAGGACUGAUCCGAUCACAGGCGUGGACGACCUGCUGCUUCCUCUGGACCAAACCAACUUAAUUCAAGCCUGAUCCAGUUUAAGCUGUCAGUUUCGCACCUGAUCAACUGAUCUGUGGCCAGAUUGACUGGCCGUUUAAUCGCUGGGGUCUGACUUUUUGCUGGGAACUGACUGGAGGCUAGGUGAUUGACUGGUCUGAUCAGAAGCACUGGAGGCUGCUUCACUGGGCCCAGCAUGAGUGGUGCUGGAGACGUGGUGUGUGAAGGAUGGCUGCGAAAGUCACCUCCGGAGAAAAAGCUGCGCCGCUAUGCGUGGAAGAGACGUUGGUUUGUGCUGCGGAGCGGUCGGCUGACCGGGGAACCGGAUGUUCUGCAGUACUACAAGAACCCGCAGUCCCGCCGGCCCAUCAGAACCAUCAACCUGAACCUGUGUGAACAGGUGGACGCUGGCCUGUCAUUCACCAAGAAAGAGCUGGAGAGCAGUUUUGUUUUCGACCUGAGGACCGAGGAGCGGACCUGGUAUCUGGUGGCCGAGUCCGAGCAGGACAUGAACCGCUGGGUGACGUCCAUCUGCCUGCUCUGUGGUUUCAACCCCACUGACGACGGUCCAGACAGAGCGGCACUGUCGGGCUCGUCCUCCAUCACUGCCAUGAGCUCCGUGAGCAGCACAGCCGCCAUCAACACGGUCACGGGCUCAGCGCCGCCGACCUGCGACCCCGACGGCAGCGCAGAGGAAGACUACAUGUGGUUAUCACAGUGUGACAGUCACACCAGACCUCCUCUGGGAUCCUCCAUCUCUCUCGACACUGACUACAACGACAACCUCUACCCCCCUCCCUCCAUCACCUCCUCCUCCUCCUCGUCUUCCUCCUCCCCCUCCCUCCUUCCCGACAGCCUCCCUCCCGCAUCGUCGUCCUCUGGCUUCAGAACGGUCCCGUGGACAGUUGCGGCCAUGAUGAGCCCGCUCAGCCAGUCUCUGGAUGCCACUGUGACCUCUGACCUCCACAGCCGAGCCGGCAGGCCCCGCUGCCACCCUUCUCCGCAUCCCAGGAAACACUCUUUAGAUUAUCACCUGCGCCCCGUGGCGAUAUCACUCAGCGAUGACAAGCAUGCGCACGUGCCCCCUCACAUCUCCAGCAGCUAUCAGGUCCCGCGCCCGGCGUCCACGCCUCUGUCUCGAGCCCCUCGCCGCCCAUCCUCCACCCCGAGUGUGGACUCCCUAACGCAGGCAGAGCUCCACGCCUGCACCGCAGCGCCUCCUCCACGCCCCCCCAAGCCCCCGGCCGCCGCGGGCCGAGCUGAGGCCGCCACGCUUCCACGCGAGUCGGAGCGAAGGGGGGCGGUGGAGGAGGAUGGAGCAGGAGGUCCUCUGAGGAGCAACGCGGCGGCUGCAGCCGGGCGCACGCAGACGGGCGGCGAGUCCUUAUACUUCCCUCGCGCCUUCUCAGAGCGAGCGAGUGUACUGGAGUUCAGCGAGAGCUUCAACAGCUACUUUUUCAGUAAAGGGAUGGUACCACUCGGUAGCGUUUGCUCUGAAGACGAUGAUGUCCACGAAAACUAUGUUCCCAUGAGUGCGGCCGUCACAGAGCCUCCUGUUGCACCAAGAGAACCUCCAGAAACCUCUGAUCCGUCUACUCACGCCCAUGGACACUACGUCCCAAUGACUCCCCUCAGCUCAUCCGUGGGCUCUCACCCCAUCAGUGACAUGGCCUUUCUAGGGCGGCAGGUGCCUCCGCCGGCCCACAUGGGGUUCCGUAGCCCCAUGAGCGCUGCUGCUCCUCAGACACCCCCACUCAGGACGCCCGCGUACCGCUCCGCUGAGAUGGAGGCUGAAGCCAUGCCGCCUCCUGUCCACCGCAACCUGAAGCCGCAACGCAAGGGCGUUUGUGUCACUCAACCCGCAGAGCAAAAAGACGAACAAAACUCAGAAGAAGUGCGACAUAAACCGAGAGUGAAACCAGCUCCUUUGGACAUCAGUGUGGUGCAACAGGACUGGGAGGAAGUCCCGCCCCCUGUGCGCUCGCCUGUCACCAGAACCUUCACACGAGAUCCGUCCUGCCGUCGCACAGUCACACCCAGGUCUUCUCACAGUUCGUCUCCUUCCUCCGACUCCGAUGACCCUGAUGAAAGCUAUGUUGCCAUGACGAAGCCCGGCCUCAGCUGCAGUGCUGGGGAGCAGUCUCUGAGGCUCAUGCUGCACCGUGGUUCAGAGGGGGGGGUGAGCAGCCCGUUGCUCCAGCGAACCAGAGACCAGAAGCAGGUAGAAUACUUGGACCUGGACCUUCACACGGGGCGGUCGACACCUACCCGGCAGAAACACUGUAUGGGAGAGGGGUGUGGUGGCAGUGCAGAGCAAAGCAGAGCGGGAGACGAGCGCGCACAUGGUGAGCGUGCACGUGUGGACUAUGUGGUGGUGGACCCCAAGAGGACCCGGGCCCUGAGGAACACCAGAGAAGCGUGGCAUGAUGGGAGGAUGUCAGCGGAGAAGGAGAAAUGCUGAGUCGGUUCAGAAAAGCUGCUCGCUGGUACCGGAAAACACAACAGUAUGUGAUACUAGUCAAGAAGAAGACGGGGACACAGCUGUCACCAAAUACAGCAAAGCUGAGAUGUGCUUCACAAGUUACAGUAUGUGUGGGUUCUAUCACAGAAAAAAAGAAAUGUCCCACUGUAUCUUUAGAUGUGUCAUUGUGUCUGUGUGAAGGCUGAUCUUGGUUUAAAGGUAAAUAAUUCACUAAAUAUGUUCACACAUGCACAGCUUGACGUAAUAAUGGCUCCAGCGUUUGUGAGAAAAGGAGGGCGGCCUGUAAAUGAGCAGGAUCGUGUUGUGCGUCAGUGUGGAAUGAAGAGUGACUCACUGAUCUGAUGCUCUGAUGAGAUCAGGUUUGUCCACACUGUUUUCAAAUCGUGCCACAUCUUAUCAGCUUUAAACAAACAGUUCUGUAACAUAAGCUGUCUCUAAUAUCAGUAAUUGGAUCUUAAUGUCCAGUGAUUGGAUCUUUAUCUGUGUCAGUGUCAUAGUGACAACUCACCUGAUCCACAUUAUAAGGAAGUCAUGUCAUUACUGUUUUUCAAGAACGUGAAUUAAUCAAACAUGCAGGUUAGUGCCACAGACAGGUUGAAAGGAAAAGGUUCAGUGUUAAAAUAGUUUAACCAUGAACUCAUAUUUUCAGAAAAUGGCACCACAGGCUUCGGGAGUUUAUCCCAUAUUAACCAGAAGCCUCUGAAAUGAUUUAUCCAAAAUGAUUUUUCGGUUCAGUAGCACUUCAGAGAAGAGAAAGUCCUAGUUGUGAAGGAGGAAGCCACUGUUAUUGUUGAUAACCGACUGUGGGAGAGUUCAGACUCUCAAAUAGUAGAACUGUAUAAUACUGUAUAACACUGUAUGUGAUUACAGCUACGCUGAAUAAACACAUAUCACUGUUUGA
Betta splendens (Siamese fighting fish) is the source of this 3591-nucleotide messenger RNA. Its product is annotated as GRB2-associated-binding protein 1-like. Lineage: Eukaryota; Metazoa; Chordata; Actinopteri; Anabantiformes; Osphronemidae. The transcript has 13 exons. The record is from RefSeq and is a predicted model, not a curated record. The coding region runs from base 405 to 2669 and encodes 754 amino acids.